Molecule: messenger RNA, 847 nt
Organism: Cokeromyces recurvatus
Lineage: Eukaryota; Fungi; Mucoromycota; Mucoromycetes; Mucorales; Mucoraceae
Exons: 1
Coding region: 26-820 (264 amino acids)
Source: RefSeq, a predicted model, not a curated record
UUUUUUUUAUCCUUUCUUUCCCUCUAUGGAUAAACUACCACUAGAGAUAUUAUUUCAUAUAUUUGGAUAUCUUCCCUUCUCUUCUUAUUGUCUUCUUUAUACCUUAUUCCCACAAUCUAUUAUAGAUGCAGCCCUCGUACAAAAGAUGCUACAUGAUCAAGAAGCUAUUGUUCAUUUAGUUUCAACUAAUCCUCAUGAACUCUCUUCUUCCAUGCAACAUUAUCAAAAUGAAUCUUAUUUAUCACUCUAUUUUGCUAGUUAUGAUCCAGCACAUCGGUAUAUCUGGUUAUGGCCUCGCUCAUUCUAUGAUCAUAGUCAUUAUUUUAAAGUGAAGAAUGCUUAUGUGUUGCAUGGUAAAUUGGUUAUCAAGGGACUAACAACAAGAACUUUACUACCACUUGUUUCAUUAUGGGAUAUUCGAAAACGAUUUCAUACAAUGUCAGUAUCACAGAUUGAAUUAUUAACUAUUCAACAACAAGAUUGCAUAUUAGAUGCUUGUUUAAUUAAAUCGAAUUCAAAAAGAACCAUCAUGGAUACUACUACUACUACUACAACAGAGGCAAUCAUAAAAAAUGAUGAUACAAUAGAUAUGAUGUCAUUUGAACGUCCCUUAUUACCUGCACAUUAUAAAAGGCAAAUACCUAUGAUGACGACAACAACAACAACAGCACCACUACCAUCACUACUACCACCGAAUCAUCUUAAAACAAAACAAAUUGCUUCUACAAUAGUGCCUGUUUAUCCUGAUCCUACGUGUGGCUUCUUUUUGAUUGAAAGAUUAGGUAUCAGUAUUCCUACUUUUUUAGACUUGUAUAAAUAAAUUGUAUAUGAAUGAUUAUAUAUUUAU